AUGUUACACAGCAAAAGACUAAUAAAUAGCCAAGCACAAGAUAAAGAGAAGGUAAACAAUGGAAUCCUUGUUCAUUUAGUUACAAAAUACAAGGAUCUAAUUGAAAAUAAGAAAACGGACGCAGUAACUACUGCGAUCAAAAAUGAAGGAUGGAAGAAACUAGCGGAAGAAUUUAACUGUUUGAGUUCAUUCUAUGUUCGAAACGUAGAACAAUUAAAAACCUGUUGGGAUAAUAUUAAACGCACUACGCGAAAAGACAAAGCUGCGACGAAAAAAAAUAAUUUAUUAACUGGAGGAGGGAGGUCCGAUAUUCCACCACCAGGACCUCUACAAGGACAAGUGGAAGUGCUACUUGGACCUACAUUAGACGGAUUAGAAAAUCCCUACGAUUCUGAUAUUCAGUUUAUAGAUCAGGGACUAACUGGACCAAAAACUUUAAUAGAAAUGAUUAAUAAAUCAGUAAACUCUCAUUCUGAAAUUUAUUACAAUAUAGAAAUCAUCGCCUCUCAAAAUACAUUAUUUUUAUUUAUUUACCAGGACGUUGUAGUGACUGAUUCAGAAAAACAGACAAUUCUGGAUGUCAAUGCUGCUACUUCUUCAAAAACAUCUCAGGAUUCCACUCAAGAAGAUAAAGGUUGUACAUUGCAGACAAAUGAAAUCAAAGAUGACAAUAUCUGA
Molecule: messenger RNA, 678 nt
Organism: Vanessa atalanta (red admiral)
Lineage: Eukaryota; Metazoa; Arthropoda; Insecta; Lepidoptera; Nymphalidae
Exons: 3
Coding region: 1-678 (225 amino acids)
Source: RefSeq, a predicted model, not a curated record